Messenger RNA from Metarhizium acridum CQMa 102, 774 nucleotides. RefSeq lists its product as uncharacterized. Lineage: Eukaryota; Fungi; Ascomycota; Sordariomycetes; Hypocreales; Clavicipitaceae. The record is from RefSeq and is a predicted model, not a curated record.
AUGGCCCGGAGACGCAGCACUACCAGCAUCUCAGCAACACGGCCCGUCUUUCCAAGUUUCUUGCUGCCAAGUUUUAAUUUCGCCUUCCACCGACGGCGAUCGAUGCUUGGUUCGUCGUCUACGGCCUCAUCAAGUCCAGCAGGCUCGGCCGUCUCGUCGACACUGACAACACCCUCCAACAGCCCACCGGCACAUGGCCCGGCCUCCAAACACCCAACUUCGGAACGUUGCUUAUCGCGCAGCGCCCCAGAUACCCUUCGCUGCAUGACCUGCUCGACGGAUCUGGCUCUCACAUCGCAGAUUAUCUCAAAAGGCUUUACCGGUCGCUAUGGACGAGCUUUCUUAGUCGCGCCGCCGCCGCCGCCAGCUGACAACACGACUCUUCUGAAUAUUCGCAUUGGAAGAAGUGAGGACAGGCAGCUCGUUACCGGGUGGCACGUUGUUGCGGAUAUUUGUUGUGCGACAUGUACACGCAAGCUCGGAUGGAAGUAUGUUGAUGCUACAGAGCCGUCGCAAAAAUACAAGGUGGGAAAAUAUAUCCUGGAGACGGAACGAGUCAUGUCGCACCGGAGCUGGGAGGACUAUAAUGUCCAGGAUCUCGGGUUUCUUGGACAAGAAGGUCGCGAGAUUGAAGGGCGGAGCAGCGAUGAGAUUGUGUUUGAUUCGGAUGACGAUGAGGAGUGUGAGGACAUAUUCGCGGGGACAUGGGAUGCUGCUACGGUAGCCAAGAGAAGGAGUGAGUCGAUUGCGAGACGGAUUUCGGCGAUGGAGUAA